CUUGGUCUGUAACCCUCAGCACCAUCACGGUCUCUGCUGCCACCAUGCCAAAACACUACUGUGACUACUGCGAUGUGUUCCUGACACACGACUCUGCCUCUGUUCGGAAGGCUCACAACAGCGGACGAAACCAUCUGGCCAACGUUCGGGAUUACUAUGCGUCACUGGGUCACGACAAGGCGCAGAGCAUCAUUGACCAGAUCACAGCUGCAUACGAGAGCGGAAACCCUCCCCCUCCAGGCGGAUUUGGGUUUGGCCCCCAGCACCUGGGUCCCCCUGGCCCUGGCUUUGGGGGUCCUCCCAUGGGUUACGGUGCGCCGCCAUUCGGUGGUCCUCCUCCCUUCGGUCCCGGUCGUCCACCCAUGCCCCCUGGUAUGCAGGGUCCGCCUGGCAUGAUGGGGCCUCCAGGUGCGCCCCCUUUCCCUCCGAACGGUGUUAUGCCUCCUGGGAUGGGUCCUCCAGGUAUGGGUCCGGGUGGAUUCCCGCCAGUGCUCCAGUGCGAUCCAGCAUCGGUCUCCUUCGAAUCCGACAGACCUGUUAUCGCAUCUAAGGAGACACUAGAGGCGUUGGAACGCGCUUCGAAGCAGUUGCACACGCUCCAAACGGUCGCGUUCCCGACGGAGACUGUGUACGGGCUCGGUGCAGUCGCUCUCGAGCCCGACGCGGUCUCCCGUAUCUUCUCCACCAAAGGUCGGCCCCCAGACAACCCGCUCAUCGUCCAUGUAUCCUCGCGCGAGAUGCUGCAUAGAGUGCUCCCCGUGGGCUACACGAUAUCGAGGACUUACCAGGCUCUUAUGGAACGCUUCUGGCCGGGGCCGCUCACUCUCCUCUUCCCGACCGACCCAUCUAUCGUUCCUUCAAUCAUCACGGCGAAUCAGCCCACGGUCGCUGUCCGAAUGCCUUCACACCCGAUCGCGCGGGCCCUCAUCGCACUCGCAGACGCACCUGUGGCUGCACCGAGCGCGAACUCCUCGGGCAAACCGAGCCCCACCAAAGCCGAGCACGUCUAUAACGAUUUGCAGGGGAAGUUGGGCAUCAUCCUGGAUGGGGGAGCGUGUGGGGUGGGGCUAGAGAGCACAGUGGUUGACGGCCUGCAAGCCGAUGGGAACUUGCGCGUUCUGAGGCCGGGAGGGGUGACGGUGGAAGACCUGGAGCGCGUCGUCCGCGAGGACCUCGUAGGCCUGGAUCCUGCACCGAAGGUCCUGGUUCACCGACGCGACUAUAGCGACGAAGCGAUGGAGCAGGCGCCCACCACCCCCGGCAUGAAGUACCGACACUAUUCUCCAAGUGUACCGGUGACAUUGCUACUCACCCAGUCGACUCCUCCUGCUGGGACGCAGCGUAUCCCUCUGAAGACGUUCUUAGACUCCCUCACCGCCGAUACACUGGGUCUGGGACGGCCUCUCCGGAUCGGCGUCCUGUCUCCCUCCGACUCCCUCCUUGCGCCAACGUUAUCGUCGCUCGCUAUUUCUGACGUCGAGUGGAUCGUGCACCCACUGGGUCCCGUCUCUGAGCCAGCCGUCUCCGCUCAUAGGCUGUUCGACGGGCUCCUAUCCCUGGAUAGCGCGAAGGUGGACCACAUCAUCAUCGAAGAGAUACAGGAGGAACGGGAGGGGCUCGCAGUCAUGAACCGCGUGAAGAAGGCCGCCGGAGACUCGGUCUGGAUAGAAGUUUAGUGUUACAUUCGCACCGGUACGCAUAUCUUACUGUUACGAAUAAAUUAUCCAUAAACGCUGCCUGGGCGCGGGAUCCCUU
Molecule: messenger RNA, 1755 nt
Organism: Trametes versicolor FP-101664 SS1
Lineage: Eukaryota; Fungi; Basidiomycota; Agaricomycetes; Polyporales; Polyporaceae
Product: Sua5/YciO/YrdC/YwlC family protein
Exons: 6
Coding region: 45-1676 (543 amino acids)
Biological process (GO): mRNA splicing, via spliceosome; regulation of translational fidelity; spliceosomal snRNP assembly
Cellular component (GO): nucleus; cytoplasm; U1 snRNP
Molecular function (GO): double-stranded RNA binding; nucleotidyltransferase activity; zinc ion binding
Source: RefSeq, a predicted model, not a curated record